AUCAAUGGAAAACAUAAAAAUAUAUAUUUAAAAAUAUUAUUAAUUAUUAAUAAGUUAUUAAACAUGGCAGAGAAUUCUAACAAUCAAUAUGAUAUCAAUGGACAAUAUUUUAAUCCAGAUAGUUACUUACACAAGUUAUUAAAAGAGUAUACAUUAAAACAGAUUAUGGAUCAUGAGGCUGAAAUUAAAAGGGAUACACAAACUUUGCAUUCAGACAUGCAAACAUUAGUAUAUGAAAAUUAUAAUAAAUUUAUAUCAGCAACAGAUACUAUUAGAAAGAUGAAAACUGAUUUUAAAGGAAUGGAAGAUAGUAUGGAUUUACUUGCAAAGAACAUGGAUAGUAUAACAUCAUUUUCAGAACAAAUUUCUUCAACCUUACAAGGGACUAGACAACAAAUUGCUAGACUAUCCUCCGUUCAUACUCUUUUAAAGAAAUUACAAUUUCUAUUUAAAUUACCGGGCAAUCUAAAAGAAAAAAUGAACGAAGAAAAUUAUACUCAAGCAGUACAAGAUUAUAUAAAUGCACAACGUGUACUUGAUCAAUAUGGUAACAUGCCUUCCUUCCAAGGAAUUCAAAAGGAUUGCGAGGAAAUUUUAGAAGAACUUAAAUCUAAAUUAAGAAUGCAAUUUCAUAAGAGAGAUGUGCCAACUAAAGCUUUGGCAGAAAACGUAGAUCUUCUGUUGCAAUUAAAAGAACCAGCUGAUUCAUUGUGCGAUGAAUUUUUAACUCAUGCGGAAGGGAGAUUGACAGAACAAUUAGAUAUACUAAAGGAUAUGUGUGAAAAUGAUAUGAUAGAAUUUAUAGAUAAGGGUAGUUCUGGAUUUUUAAGCGAUUUAUGCCUUAUAGUUAUAUCUUAUAAUAAUAUGUUUAUAAAUAGAGUGUCCUUAGAGGAUAAUCAUUUGUCUGAUGAUUUUGAUACAAUAGCUCUUAACCGUUUAAAUAAUUUUAUUACAAGAAAUAUGGAAAAGUAUUUUGAUCUUGUCAAAAAAAAAGUGGAAAACGUAGCUGAUACUGCAAUAUUAGUAAGAGCUCUUGAUAGAUUUUAUAGAAAAUUACAGAUCUUAAAUAUGCCAUGUCAGGAAACAGAUUUCGCUGGAGCAAGCAUUGAUAUAGUUUUAAAUGCUGGAAGAAAACAAUGUCGUAAUCAUUUACAUUCCUUGAAGCAACAUUUGAGCGAAGCAUUAGCCAAAGUCAGACAAACAUUAGCUGUCAAAGUUAGAAAAGAGAAACCAAGUCAAGAAGGGGAUAGUGGAUUAGCAGAACUUCAGGCACUUUUAAUUAUGCCUAUUAUUGAAAAAGUCAAAGGAGUAUUACAAGAUUUAUUGGUAUUUUUACAGCCAGAUUUAUCAUUUAGUUUAAAGACACAAUUUUUACAUAACUUCUGUGUAGAUGAAGUUAGAGAAGGAUUAAUUGUUGGAUUUUUGCAUCAUCUAACAGCAAUUGCCAGUGGAUUUUGUACAGGCUCAGAUGUUCCAAAGUUUCCACCUACUCUUUUUUUAUUACUUAGCAAAAUGUGUAUUGAAUAUAAAGAGAACAAUGUACGGUACCUGCUGAAAACAACGGAUAAUCUUUUUAAUAUCGAACAAUAUGGAUCAUCCGAUAACAUCAUUACACCAGAAUCGGAGAUAUGUAAAAAUUUUCAAAUGGCAGCCCAAAAUUUAUUAAAUCAUUAUGUUCGUAUUCAAGGCUUAGCUGUCUCACAGUUAAUAAGAAAAUCUGUCGAGACGCGAGAUUGGUUACAUACAAUGGAACCAAGAUCAGUCAGAAUCGUCAUGAAAAGGGUCGUUGAAGACAUAACGGCAAUUGAUUCUCAAGUUGCCGCAUUGUACGAUGAUAUAGACGGACAAGUUGACAGAAGUAGCGAUAGUAGUAGAAAAACGCAUAGCGUGAGUACGUCAAGGCAUCAUUAUAGAUCUAAUUGGUCCUCGUACACACCGAAUCGUUUGGAUUCUUCUUUAGCGCCGAAUAUUCAUAAAUUAUUUUCCGAACGUAUCGAAAUAUUUUCAUCGGUUCAAUUUAACAAAGCUUCUAUCUUAACGGGAAUCAUCAAGAUCAGUUUAAAGACAUUUUUGGAAUGUGUCAGAUUACGAACACUUAGUACAAAUGGCUUACAACAGAUACAAGUCGACACACAUUAUCUCCAACUCUAUCUUUGGAAAUUUGUUUCGGAUGAGAACGUCGUUCAUUUCCUUUUAGACGAAAUCCUUGGUAGCGCAGUUCAUAGAUGUUUAAAUCCGAUUCUAAUGGUACCAACUUUAGUGGACAUCAUAUGCGAAAAAGCAUAAUUAUCUCAUUUGUAAAAUAUAAUUGCCUUUCAUCCUAUAGAAGUUUACAAUUUGUAUAUAAUUAUUUAUAAAGGUAUAAGAAAAUAUUCUUAAUAGAUGAAAAAAUGAUGUAAUAAUAAAAUUUAUCUAUAUACAAAAAUAAACAUUAGAAAGAAUUUUGUUUAUAUCAUCGAUCGUUUCGCUUCGCUAGGAAUGCGUCAAGAAGAUAAUAUCGAAAAUAUUUACAGCAUAUAGCGAUUAAAAUUAUCAUUAUUUACAUACUGACUCAUUAUUUUAGACUAAGAAUAAUACUUUGAAAAAUAAUU
This is a messenger RNA of Vespa velutina, 2591 nucleotides long. It is a transcript of the gene Vps51, whose product is annotated as vacuolar protein sorting-associated protein 51 homolog. Gene Ontology annotation, cellular component: membrane; EARP complex; GARP complex. Gene Ontology annotation, biological process: retrograde transport, endosome to Golgi; lysosomal transport; Golgi organization. The record is from RefSeq and is a predicted model, not a curated record. The transcript has 10 exons. The coding region runs from base 64 to 2286 and encodes 740 amino acids. NCBI's taxonomy places the organism in Eukaryota, Metazoa, Arthropoda, Insecta, Hymenoptera, Vespidae.